Molecule: messenger RNA, 2034 nt
Organism: Brassica rapa (field mustard)
Lineage: Eukaryota; Viridiplantae; Streptophyta; Magnoliopsida; Brassicales; Brassicaceae
Product: serine/threonine-protein kinase tricorner
Biological process (GO): protein phosphorylation
Molecular function (GO): ATP binding; protein serine/threonine kinase activity
Source: RefSeq, a predicted model, not a curated record
GUCUUCGUAAAUAGUCCACGUUCUUCCUCCUUUCCAUCUUUGAACAGCUCAUUUUAGAUCUCUCCUCGAUUGAUUCCUCUUUCUUCAUUAUUAUCCUCUCACUCUUCUUCUCCUCAUCUUUCUUCACAAUCACCAAUCUCGUCUUCUUCCCCUUCUCUCUCCACGCCGAUCUGCUUCGAAAUGGAAGGAGGUGCCGAUGGAACCGUCCGCGUCGGUGGUCUGAACUCCAAGCCUGGUCGCGGGCUCGAAUUGGAGUCCGAUUCCGCGGUUUCCUCCCCGGUGACGCGUCAGAAAGCAGCCGCCGCGAAGCAAUUCAUCGAGAACCAUUACAAGAAUUACCUGCAAGGCUUGCACGAGCGUAUGGAGAGACGCAGAGAGUUUCAGAGGAAAGUGCAGGAAGCUCAGCUACCUGUUGAGGAACAGGACGAGAUGAUGCGGAAUCUGGCUCGUCGGGAGACUGAGUACAUGAGGCUUCAGAGACGUAAGAUUGGGAUUGAUGACUUCGAGCUCUUGACUGUUAUAGGCAAAGGUGCCUUUGGUGAGGUUAGAUUAUGCCGUUUGAGAUCUACAGGCGAGGUUUAUGCCAUGAAGAAGUUGAAAAAAACUGAUAUGCUUAGCCGUGGACAGGUUGAGCAUGUAAGGUCUGAAAGGAACUUACUUGCGGAGGUUGACAGCCGUUAUAUUGUGAAGCUUUUCUACUCUUUUCAAGAUUCUGAAUGUUUGUAUCUUAUCAUGGAGUAUUUACCUGGAGGUGACAUCAUGACUUUACUCAUGAGAGAAGACAUUCUCGCCGAAGAUGUUGCUCGCUUUUAUAUUGCUGAGAGCAUCCUUGCUAUCCAUUCAAUCCAUCAUCACAACUAUGUUCACAGGGACAUUAAACCUGAUAAUUUGAUACUGGACAAGAGUGGGCAUUUAAAGCUUUCAGAUUUUGGUCUAUGUAAGCCACUAGAUGAGAAGUAUUCUUCACUGCUAUUAGAAGACGAAGAAAUGCUUUCUCAGGAAGCAGAGAGCCAGUCAGGAAAAUCAGACUCUGACAAAGCACCCUGGCAAAUGCCUAAAGAGCAGUUGCUGCAAUGGAAGCGCAAUCGCCGUGCAUUGGCUUAUUCAACCGUUGGAACUCUUGAUUACAUGGCUCCAGAAGUACUACUAAAGAAAGGAUAUGGAAUGGAAUGUGACUGGUGGUCGCUCGGAGCAAUUCUGUAUGAGAUGUUAGUGGGUUAUCCCCCAUUCUGUUCUGAUGACCCCCGUAUAACAUGCCGCAAGAUAAUUAAUUGGAGGGUAUGUUUGAAAUUCCCUGAAGAACCGAAAAUAUCAGAUGAAGCUAGGGACUUGAUUUGUCGCUUGCUAUGUGAUGUUGAGUCAAGGUUGGGAACCAGAGGUGCUGAGGAGAUAAAGACUCAUCCGUGGUUCAAUGGCACCCAAUGGGACAAACUGUAUGAAAUGGAGGCAGCUUACAGACCAACUGUUGAUGGAGAACUAGACACACAAAAUUUUGAGAAGUUCCCUGAAGUUGAAGGAUCGGCAUCUGAAGCACCACAAGUUGGUCCUUGGAGAAAGAUGUUGACGUCCAAGGACAAUAACUUCAUAGGAUUUACGUUUAAGAAGUCAGACAUCACAAGAUCAAUGGAAAAUACAGGUACGGACAUGAAACCAAAUGGAUCAGGGGACGCCCCGUCAUUGAUAUCAUUGUUAGGUCGGAUCAAUAUGGAAGAAGCUGAAAGUGGUGAGUUAAACCAAAAGACAUAGAGAGAUACAAAAAAAAAAUUGUUCUUUUUAUAUCCGUUUGCAGUUGUUUUCUAAUCAUUUGGCAGAGGCGAUGAAGGCGAUGGUAGUUUUGUAAACCACAUACAUGGCUUAUAUGAUGGUUCAUAAAACUUCUAUUUGGUUCUCUUUUCAUUUCUUUUGUAACAUAUUUUGUAUUUUUCUUCUUUGGUCUAUAAGAGAAACUGUAAAGAAUGGAAGAACCAUUUCUGUGGGGACAUGUUCACAUAUUCAAUUUAAAGCAUAGAAAUGAAACUUUGCUUUUCUGCCAUA